Xenopus tropicalis (tropical clawed frog) is the source of this 3658-nucleotide messenger RNA. RefSeq names its product CAP-Gly domain containing linker protein family member 4 (gene clip4). The coding region runs from base 358 to 2502 and encodes 714 amino acids. The record is from RefSeq and is a predicted model, not a curated record. The transcript has 17 exons. Lineage: Eukaryota; Metazoa; Chordata; Amphibia; Anura; Pipidae.
CCCGGGGGCUAGUAGCCACACAGUAGGUAUGACAAGUAACAAGCCGGUGUGAGGGCGGACGUGAUAAUGCCAGAAGCUUAGAGACGAUACCGGGGUGAUACCCCCCCCCCCAUUACCCCGCAGUAAGCGAAGCCACAGAGCGGGCAGAAGGGUCUGACAGGCAGGUGCCCGCCCCCUGGUGACGCGUAGGGGCGGAGUCGGAGCGGCUGUUCUGAUCUGUGUAAUGUAUCCCGCUGUAUGGGGUCCGGCUCCUCUGCUCAAGGUCUGUUCGUCGGUUGGAUUCAGCCAUGUUGUUUCAUGAGUCGGAACCAGCAGGGCAGAGAACAUAAACAGCCAGACGGUGGCGCCCCCUAGAAGAUGACAAUUGAGGAUUUGGGAACCGGUCGCCUUGAGAAAGACUCUCUCCGUGUGGUUAGAAAUUACCGGGCUUAUUACGUGGGCUGCAAGAGGCCGGUGACCUUCUCCAUCUGUGCCGCACCCAUGCCUUCCGACUGCGAAUUCUCCUUCUUUGACCCAAACGAUGCCUCCUGCCAGGACAUUCUGUUUGAUCCCAACACUUCCGUUCCGGAGCUGUUUGCCAUCCUGCGCCAAUGGGUUCCCCAGGUUCAGCAGAGCAUCGAUGUCAUUGGUAAUGAGAUCCUGAAGAGGGGAUGUGGCGUCAACGACCGAGAUGGACUCACCGACAUGACCCUCCUGCAUUAUACCUGCAAGUCUGGGGCCCAAGGCAUAGGAGACGCCGAGACGGCGGCGACGUUCGCUUCUCGCCUGAUCGACCUGGGGGCAGACAUCAACCUGCGGAGCCGCUGGACCAAUAUGAACGCUCUGCACUACGCAGCCUACUUUGACGUCCCCGAGCUCAUCGGGGUUAUCCUGAAAAACUCCAAGCCAAAAGAUGUGGAUGCCACCUGCAGUGACUUUGAUUUCGGCACGGCUCUGCACAUUGCGGCCUCCAACCUGUGCCUGGGAGCGGUGAGAAGCCUCCUGGAACAUGGAGCUAAUCCUGCCUUCCGGGACGACAAAGGACAAGUCCCAGCAGAUGUGGUUCCUGACCCGGUUGACAUGCCGCUGGAAAUGGCCGAUGCCGCUGCCGUAGCCAAGGAAAUCAAACAGAUCCUGCUGGAUGCCAUUCCCUUGUCCUGCGAUCUCUCCAGGGUCACCCCCACGGGCCGUGAAACUGCCCCCAGCAUCUCUUCCCUCUUGGCGGCCGCUCUGAAGAUCGGGGACAGGGUGCUCAUCGCUGGCCAGAAGGUGGGCACAUUGAGAUUUUGUGGAUCCACAGAGUUUGCAUCGGGGCAGUGGGCUGGCAUAGAGAUGGAUGAAUCUGAAGGGAAGAAUGAUGGCAGCAUUGGAGGAGUAACAUAUUUUAAAUGUCCCCAAAAACAUGGGAUUUUCGCGCCUCUCUCCAAGAUUAGCCGGGCGAGCGACUCCAUGCGCACAUUCAUCAAAAGCGCCAAAUCCGUCGCUUCCGUCCGAUCCCAAAAGCCGGACCUCAGCCGCGUCACUUCCAAGAUUAACACAGGGCUUGUCCCAUCUAAGAAGAGUGGCCUCUCCGACUCAUUCCAGGGAAGUGAAGCCUCCGACUCUGUAACGGCCAAGAAAGCUUUCUACGUCGGAUCCAGCAGCCUCUCUUCAUCCACAUCCUCCUCCUCCUCCUCAGUGGAGACUAAGCCGCCCCUUUCCAACCAUCUCCGGCACCGCGGCUCAAAUAACCGCAAAAUUUCAGCUCCGUUUAGGUCCAAGUCCUCUGCGUUAAGGACUAAUAAUGGGCUCAAGGCUCGCGCUCCGUCCGUAGGAAGCCUGCAGCACUCGCCGGCCGAAUUCCACCCCGGGGACCGCGUGCUGGUCGUGGGCCAGAGGAUCGGUACUGUCAGGUUCUAUGGGAAAACCAACUUCGCUCCAGGUUUUUGGUGCGGAAUCGAACUGGACAAGCCCCAUGGAAAGAACAACGGGUCAAUCUCUGGGGUUCAGUACUUCACAUGCCCCCCCAAACAUGGCGUCUUUGCCCCCCCAUCCCGAGUGCAGAGGGUGUCCGGCUCAGUAGACUCCCUCUCAGAAAUCCCGGCAAGCAAACUCAAUCAUUCUUUCCCAGGAUUCAGGCGGAGUUACAGUUCAACAUCAACCCGAGCGUCGCAGAGUGAGGCCGACCGGAGACAUUCCCUGGGCAGACCCAAGAAGCCGGCGCUGCGGCGGAGCUGGAGUAGCACCGUGACCACCAACAGCGGCAGCGGCGGCAUCGAGGGCCCCGUGAAACUGCACCAGGGCUCCCAGGUUCUGCUCACCAGUUCCAAUGAGAUGGCGCUGAUCCGCUACAUCGGCCCCACGGACUUUGCCCCCGGGGUGUGGCUGGGCCUGGAGCUGCGCAGCGCCAAGGGGAAGAACGACGGCUCCGUGGGGGAGAAGCGCUACUUUCACUGCAAAGCCCAACAUGGCAUCCUGGUCCGGCCCAGCCGCGUCACCUACCGGGGCAUCAACGGCUCCAAACUGGUGGAUGGACUUUGCUGACCCGGAUCCUCCCCGGGGGGUUCUGCCGCUUUGUACAUACGGACUGGAUUCCAGGGAUGCGCCAAAUCCGGGAUUCGGUUUGGUAUUCGGCCAGGGUUCAGUUUCGGCCGAAUCUAUGGUCUGGUCCUAACCAAAUCGGAUUCAGUUCAGUAUUCGGCCGAAUGCGUCGCGGUCGGUUUGGGGGUUCAGCGCACCCCGACUGAAUCCGCCAUUUAUUUGUUAUAAUAAUGUGAGCAAUUGCACUUUAUUGCCCCCCCCAUGUGUGUGUCCCCUUUCUGCUGCUGUCUGAAUCCUCCUCUUUCUGUCUCACACAUUGGUUGGUAGGCUAGACACGCCCUCUUUCCUUCUGGGGGCUUCUGGGAGUUGUAGUCCAUCUCCCUAAUGUUACUGACUGGCGGUUGAAUGUUUUUCACUCUGAAUGACACGGUGAAUCCGCACUGAGAACAAAGCACUUAUUAUUGUAUUAUGGGGGGGGGGGGGACCCCCUGUCCCUUCGCCAGCUGCUGCGCAACUACAGCUCUCACCCUGGGGCUGCUGGGAGUUGUAGUUCAGCGGGGGCGGCGCAGGUUGGACAUGGCUGUUACACGUUUGAAUAAUAGAGGAUGAAUUCCCCGUUGGGAGGGUGUUGUUAUACCUGUGUGUAUAUAUAUAUAUAUUGGGGGGCUUUGAUGACACUGGGGUGCAGCCGCUUUGGCUGUGAGUUUGUUCCACAGAGAUUGUCACUGGUAUGUACUAACCUCCUGAAUGUGUUUGUGGUGCAAGAGCUGAAUGUAUCGGGGGAGGGGGCGGCACUGGGGGCUCAUACGCACCAUAUUGCCCCAUCCCAGGGCUGCUCCUGCCUCUUCCCAUCGCUCUCAGUAACGCUGCUUUUCCUGUAAGCUUCCAUUAGAGUCCUCAAGGCCAACCCACUCCUACCUGCCCCCCCCAUAAACAGCCAUCAGAGCAUUCAAGUCCCACCCACUGCUUAAAUCACAAACACCCCUCCCCCUGUAUGCAUCCAUUAGAGUCCUUAAGCCCAGCCCACUUCUACCUGUCCCUGCAUCCAGCACUGUAUUCCCACCCACUGCUUAAAUCACAGACUCCCUACCCAUCCCCCAUUAAGCUGCCAUUAGAGUCCUCAAGGCCUGCCUACUGCUACCUGCCCCUCCCCCUGUAA